Messenger RNA from Drosophila arizonae, 2354 nucleotides. It is a transcript of the gene E(z), whose product is annotated as histone-lysine N-methyltransferase E(z). The record is from RefSeq and is a predicted model, not a curated record. Lineage: Eukaryota; Metazoa; Arthropoda; Insecta; Diptera; Drosophilidae. Gene Ontology annotation, cellular component: nucleus; ESC/E(Z) complex. Gene Ontology annotation, biological process: heterochromatin formation. Gene Ontology annotation, molecular function: chromatin binding; histone H3K27 methyltransferase activity; protein binding.
GGGAGUCCGCCAUAAAUAGUUUGCUGCAGAAAUUUUGAUCAAAUAUGAGCAGCAAAGAAUGGAAGCGCGUGGUCAAGUUGGAGUAUAUGAAAAUACGCCAGCAAAAGCGAUACAAACGCGCUGACGAAAUCAAAGAAGCAUGGAUCAAAAACUGGGAUGAGCACAAUCACAAUGUGCAGGAUUUAUAUUGCGACUCGAAGGUGUGGCAGGCAAAGCCAUACGAUCCUCCACACGUUGACUGCGUUAAGCGUGCUGAGGUGACUAGCUACAAUGGCCCCAACAGCGGUCCGCAACGCGUGCCCAUUUGCGUGAUCAACGCCGUCACGCCCAUACCCACAAUGUACACAUGGGCGCCCACACAGCAGAAUUUCAUGGUCGAGGACGAAACGGUGCUGCACAACAUUCCGUAUAUGGGUGAUGAAGUGCUCGACAAGGAUGGCAAGUUCAUAGAGGAAUUGAUCAAGAACUACGAUGGCAAAGUUCACGGAGACAAAGAUCCAUCUUUCAUGGAUGACGCCAUAUUUGUGGAAUUGGUGCAUGCGUUGAUGCGCUCGCACAGUAAGGACUUGGAGGAACCUACAGCAACUUCGUCUGUUAAAACAGAGACUGCAACAACAUCAAAAGUAAAGGAGGAAGACGAAAAAGAUGUGACACCGGCAAUAUCAGAGCCAACAACAGAAGUUUCUUCAGCUGUAGAGGACGAUAAAGAAGAAUCGGCCAAUGCAGAUGUGUCAGAUACAAAGGGCAAAGUAGAGAAAGUCAAAGAGAAACUACCAUUCCCCGCACCAAUCAUAUUUCAAGCAAUCAGUGCCAACUUCCCAGAUAAGGGCACAGCUCAGGAACUAAAGGAGAAGUACAUUGAGCUCACUGAGCAUCAGGAUCCCGAGCGUCCCCAGGAGUGCACUCCCAACAUCGAUGGCAUCAAGGCGGAGAGCGUUUCCCGUGAACGCACUAUGCACUCAUUCCAUACUCUAUUCUGUCGACGCUGCUUCAAAUACGACUGCUUCCUUCAUCGUCACCAUGUACAGGGUUUGCAAGGACACGCUGGUCCCAAUCUACAAAAGCGUCGCUAUCCGGAACUGAAGGCCUUUGCUGAGCCAUGCAGUAACUCUUGCUAUAUGCUAAUAGAUGGGAUGAAGGAGAAGCUGGCAGCAGAUAGUAAGACGCCGCCCAUAGAUUCUUGCAACGAGGCCAGCUCUGAGGACAGCAACGACAGCAACAGCCAGUUCAGCAACAAGGACUUNAACCCCGAGAACGGAAAGGAUAAUAGCAUAGCUGUCAACAGUGCAGAAAUUAACUCCAUAAUGGCUGGCAUGAUGAACAUAACCAGCACGCAGUGCGUUUGGACUGGCGCCGACCAAGCGCUCUUUAGAGUACUGCACAAGGUGUACCUAAAGAACUAUUGUGCUGUUGCGCACAACAUGCUUACGAAGACCUGUCGGCAGGUUUAUGAAUUUGCGCAGAAAGAGGCGGCCGAGUUUAGCUUUGAGGAUCUGCGCCAAGACUUUACUCCGCCGCGAAAGAAGAAGAAGAAGCAGCGAUUGUGGUCUCUGCAUUGCCGCAAGAUACAGCUGAAGAAGGACUCGUCAUCMAAUCAUGUGUACAACUACACACCCUGCGAUCACGCCGGCCCUUGCGACAUGAACUGCUCCUGCAUUCAGACGCAGAACUUUUGCGAGAAGUUUUGCAAUUGCAGCAGCGAUUGCCAGAAUCGUUUUCCAGGCUGUCGUUGCAAAGCGCAGUGCAAUACAAAGCAAUGUCCUUGCUACUUGGCGGUGCGAGAAUGCGAUCCAGACUUGUGUCAGGCUUGCGGAGCCGAUCAAUUCAAGCUGACCAAAAUUACGUGCAAGAAUGUCUGCGUCCAGCGUGGAUUGCACAAACAUUUACUGAUGGCGCCGUCGGAUAUUGCCGGAUGGGGCAUUUUCCUUAAGGAAGGCGCACAGAAAAAUGARUUCAUAUCAGAAUAUUGCGGUGAGAUAAUCUCGCAGGAUGAGGCGGAUCGUCGUGGCAAAGUGUAUGACAAGUACAUGUGCUCAUUUUUGUUCAAUUUGAACAAUGACUUCGUAGUGGAUGCCACGCGAAAAGGCAACAAGAUUCGGUUUGCCAACCAUUCAAUCAAUCCCAAUUGCUAUGCCAAGGUCAUGAUGGUCACCGGGGAUCAUCGCAUCGGAAUAUUUGCCAAGCGCGCCAUACAGCCAGGCGAGGAGUUGUUCUUCGACUACAGAUACGGACCUACCGAACAGCUCAAAUUUGUGGGCAUCGAGCGUGAAAUGGAAAUCGUUUAAUGUGCUUACAAACAAUUAUAUACAACAAUACUUAUCUACUCAACUAAAUACAUAUUGACGCAAAAUCAA